UGACAUUGACAUUAGACAAAUUGCACACAAUGUCAAAAUAUUUUUUGCGUUAGAGAGUUAAAUUGCUAAACAUAAUUAAUAAUGUAUGCAUUGAAGCCUUAAAAUUAUGAUGAAUAUCUUUUAUGAUGAAUAUAUUAUAUCUAUGUGAAUUUCAUUAAUUCUCACGUUUCUUACUGGUAUGAUAGCCUAGAUUGUUGCUCUAAGUCAAUGUCCAUAAAGACUAUUUUCGCGCGUACACUUAGAACCAAAAUGGCAGGAAGGGUAACAUUUCGCAUUAAUCGCUGUAAAGUGAAGAUUACAUUGUGAUUUUCGUAAAGUGAAGUGUAUGUGUAACGUGUGUUUAUAGAAAUGUGGAGAUAGUUGAUAAAAUGGGUUCACAAACACUAGAGAUAUUGCGUCAAGGUGUUUGGGCGUCUUUAACUGGGGGAUGGUUUUAUGAUCCACAUCAAAAUUUGUUUUGCAACACGGUCCACCUUUAUAUCUGGCUGUUUCUACUAUGCGUACCGUUCUCAGUCUAUUUGUAUUUCCCACCAUCAAGCUUAGGUUGGAUCAUAUAUUGCAUCCUUGUAGCUGUACUAUUCACAGGAUUAAAGCUUCUGAAUAGAAGCCUACAUCAUUUGUAUGACACCUCCGAGUUCAUAGUUGUACAACCUUCUGAUGACCCUAACACCUCAAAUGAGAACAAUACUACGGACGAGGGCAUCGAGAUGCAGAUGAUGAAAUUGACAGCUGCAGCCGCAUCUGGAACUGACAAUGAAUCAGUCACAUCCCUCGAGUACCACAAACCCAACAAUAGCACUAUAGAUUUAAAAGUAGACGUCCAUCGUAAAAACAGUUCCGAAACAAGCAUAGAAGACAGCGCUAUAUCAUCGAAACAAGCAGAGCCUGUAGCGACUACCAAAUCAGAUUUAUGUGUCGCUCAACCGGCAGACGUUCCCGGUCCAUCAAGAAGCCGUCCAACAAAUAGAAGUAAAUCCAGAUCAGGCAGAAGAGAACAGAGAACUUCCAAAAGAAGAACUUACGGGAACAGAAUAGAAGAAUUGAUCGAAGCUUCUAGAAACCCUCGUACAGAAAGCAACGUGCCCAAUCAUAUUUUAGUAGAAGACGGUCCCUUUGCAAAAGUUAGUCGGCGGUACAAUGAGUGUCCCCACAGACGACCUACAAACCGGGAUUGUUUUAAAGAAUGGUUGUAUUUAGAUGGUCAUGAAGCUGGGGAGCCGUAUCAAUCCAAAUUUGCCCGACAGCUGAGCUCCGACUCUAGGGAUAACUCGGAGCCCAGCGUCGGUCCUCCGUCACCAAAAAAACGUAUAGCUCACAGGCGUAGAUACACUAUAUAUCCUUACGAAAGCUGUACUAAGUCUGCGAUGGCUUUAGCGACCGGUCAAUCAUCUAAUAUGAGAAGGAAUUCAAACUCCACGAUGUCAACUAUACAAUUGCCCCUUCUGAAUUCGACUGCACAACUGGUUUCCCAUAUGAGAAGACAUUCUAACAACGCUGAUACAGGGUUUUUUGCCAGCGUUGAACUUGGCGAGUACAUGAUGGUUAAAAAGGAAGCACCAGUAGGAGACGUUGAAAAGAAUAAAGGGAAAAGCCCAGGCGUUCGAAGAAUAAAAAGUGCUGCUCUAGAAAUAGGGUGUCCACUUCCUAGUGUAUCUAACUUAUCCCCCCAUCCUAAUAGUGCUGAAACGAUAGGUGGUCAAAUGUUAAAGAACCCCAAAAGUGCUGUAAUACCUCCCCCCAGCAAAAGUCUUACGCGAGGCCCCCAUUUAAAUCUUUAUCCCAAGAAUGAGAACGGAGAGGGCUGCAGUUACCCUUACUUGACAUACGGAUCCGAAAUUGUUUAUCCCAUAGCAGAAAUUUCUGAUGAAAUGCAGACAUCCCAAAAAGAGACUGAUUUAGACUCUAGCGGUGAGAGUUAUAGUGAUUACGAUGAUGAAAAGCAGUUCCGGGGAUUUGAUUGGGAUGCUGAACAGUCUCUGGCGAUGAGAUCCAGCGACUCGGACUACGAGAACAACGGUUCCAGGUCACCAUUGUUAGAAAGGCCACCUGGAAUCAGAGUGGUCCGAACGAAGAGCCACGGUGAUUCAAAAAAACAUUGCUGUGAACGCCACAGCAAUUCCAAACACAAUCAGGACUCUCAAUACGACAGAUCUAAGUGUGUCAGAUUAAAAAGAUUCAAACAUGAACUAGACAAUUAUGAAAAGCAUGCUGAAAGGCAAUCGGCACCUUGCGAUUGCAAAUCUAAUGUUGUAUAUUUCGACAAAACUAGUGCGAGCUCAAAAGAUUUGCUAAUAGAGAAAUCUAGCUUAGAAUCAAACGAUAAUCCACAACAAGAGCAAAAAGUAGAAGAAUCAAAAACUGUCGAGAAAAAACUUUGGGACCACGAUAUAUUUAAUUCUAGCAGCAGUAGUAGUUGUGACGUAGAUAGACCUAAUACUAAUGUUGAUAAGAACCACAUUCCGGAGACAGAGGAAUCACAGCUAACUGGUGACAGUAAAAGUGCAGAUGAACGAAGUGUAUAUAGUUUAGACUGGUUGUUUGAAGAGACUGCUAAACGUGGCGUUUACAAAGAAGACUCUCUCAAUCCUGACGAGGUUUUAUCACAAAACGUCGCAAUCGCCCUAGGAGAGUCUUCGGUUAACGUCCCAAAAAAUUUAGGAGCUAUACCGAAGCAAUUAAAGAGCGCGACGCGGUCCCGUGCUUCAUCUCAGAAAGAAAACAAGAAAAGGGAUUCAAAAAAGGAAAAAGACGAUAGCCAAAAUGAGGAAAGAAUGCUCAUGGAGUCGGCAGAGGCGCAGGCCGCUUGCGCCUUAGUUCAAGGGUUGGAGUGUUUGUUUGCUGCGACGAACGCCAACACGGUCGUGAUGCCCCCUCCGAACCGAGACGAGCGAUCCAGGGCUCACAGGCAAAGCCUCCGCGGUGACAGAGAAAACGUACAUAAAACUAGGAAACGAUCUAUAGAGGAAGUAGCCCAAACAUCAACAAGCACUCUCUUGCCGACAUCAAUGCCACUUUUGGCGGCCUUUUUAAAUUCUAGAGUGGAUUUUACCCCUUGCUGUGCUUCGACAAUGGGGCAAGCCUGUGAGAAUACUACGACAGAACCAUCACAACCUCAGGAAGAUGGUCAAAGGCUCCGACCAUUGAUGGACCGCAACCAUCGACAUAGAGUCAGAAAAAUCAAACGCUCCACCCGUAAAAGGAAUAACUCUUCGUCGCAGAACAACCCCGAGACUAAGGACAACCAGUCCAAUGCUGAAAAUUGUAAUAGUUCAACUAACGUUCACUUCGCUAAGUCAUUUGAUGACACGAGCGACGGAGCCAUACACUGUUUCAUGGACGAAUACGGUAAUUGGAUGUCGUAUACUUUCGAUAAAAACGGCUGUGCUCGUGUGCAAGCGCAGCCCAUACCGCUACCGGAGAAAGAGGACGGAACCAGGAUAAACAGGGUAACCCCCACAGACACGGCGGCGGACAAUUCCCAGGAGACCGCUGGCGAAGGUAGCUGCGGCUCCCUGGAGUCUGAAGCUGGAAACAGCGAGAGCUUAGCGAAGACCAAACGCGGGGACAGCCUGGACCGGAGCUCCUCCAACCAAGGCAGCAACAACCCCUUACUGUCGAGCAGUAAUAACGUUUCGACGGUAGUCCCAAUAAAUACGAAUACGUCCAAUAAACGGUUUUAUGUUUUCGACGGCGGGACCGGAACGCACACAGAUCAGCCUCGCUCGCCUGUGGCCUACGUCACGGAUAGCUUGCUAGAACAAAUCGAAGCGGAGAGGCAGUCCCGAAUGGGCCUGCCUAGUAUGCACAUUAAUUUGCUCAUGAGGGAGCAGAGAGCUCAGCAGCAAGCACAGCAACCGGCCGUGGAAACUGCGUCGACGAAUAACGUUUCGAGCAUGAUGCCGGCAAUAGGAGAGAUCUCCGAAGAUAAUGUCGAAAUACACUUCAGAAAUACAAUAUCAAAGCUUAUAGAUGAGAUCGGUAAAAUGAAUCAACCAAAGCCCCCGCCUGACCAGCCCAAGGGCUACUACAAAUACAAACUGUCCAAAUGUAUGGAAGUUAAAGUAACAAUGGACAGACUAAAGUUGAUGGCGUUAUUCGACAGAAACUUGACAUUUUCGGAGACUUUGAUUACGAUACUGCUGGCCGUCAUGGUGUCGGUGUUGGGUUCCAUGGUGCUAAGCCUCGGCUUCUACAGGGACAUAUACGCGUUUUGGUUUUGUUUCAUAAUAGCCGGAAGUCAAUAUUCGUUGUUGAAAAGCGUUCAGCCGGAUUCGGCAUCGCCCGUCCACGGCUUCAAUAAAAUGGUGCUCUUCUCUCGGCCGGUGUACUUUUGUUUAUGUACAGCCCUUCUGUGCGGGGUGCACACGUAUAUGCAGCAGAGCGGGGCGCCCUCAGACGAACAUUCCAGAAGUAAACGUAGCGCCGUAGAAAUGAAGCCCUUGACGAUAUACGGCUUCCAAAUGAACGAAAGGGAUUUUUUGUACGUCGUUCAAGAAAUAUUAUCGAAGUUCCUUUUGUUCUUUCCGCUGGCUUUUAGCUUGGGAUUAUUCCCGCAAGUGAAUACUUUCCUUAUGUACUUGCUGGAACAAAUUGAUAUGCAUAUUUUUGGUGGGAACGCGACGAGCAGUCUUAGCGCCGCUGUAUACUGCGUGGCUCGGUCGAUAGCGGCCGUCUGCAUACUUUACGGGUUCGCGUAUAGCGGCCUGAUCGAAGGCAAGAAAUCUCAACAUCAGAAACACAAUAUUCUUUUCUCCAUAUUCUGCGGCCUAUUGGUUCCUAUAUCGUACCACUUAAGUCGCAGUGCGAGCGAUUACACACACAUUUGGAACUUGAUAAAGAAACACCUACUUCCACCGGAGCUGUAUGUGGUGCACGGUCCCGAAUGCGCGCCCGAACCAGACAAAACAGAACCGAGCUUACUGGCCGAUGACAAGAAGGACGGCUCUGAAAGCAACAUCUCCAAGCAGAACUCGAUUGGAAGUUCCGCCUCUAAAAUCAACUUCAGUUCGGAGACGAAUAUCGCGCGGACUCAGAAGAGGUCUCACGCGUCGAGUGCGAGCUCUUUGAAGAUGGACCCCAGGGGGGACACGAUGAAUUCUACGACCUCUUUAAGGACGGAUCCGACCGCGGAAGCUGAAGACAAAAGUCAAGACUCGAUGAACACCUCGAAGCAAGACAAUACAGACAAGCCUGAUGAGGAGGACAUGGAGGACCCUCUGCCGAAGAAACUCCAGGCUACUAUCAACGCGCGACUGAAGAACGACGUUAUAGUCUGCACAUUCCUCGGCCUCUUUGUGUUCGGUCUGCACUGCACCACAGUUUUCACCACGCUCAAACCUCAACUCAAUACGGUGCUAUGGAUAAUAGCUGGUAUAUUAGGUUGGAUACUGCACUACCUGUUGCCCCAGCUACGCAAACAACAGCCGUGGCUGUGCUUAGCGAGCCCGGUCUUGAAGCAGCACGAGCACGCGCAGUACGAGGUCACAGAGCCGGCGAAGGUUAUGCUAUUCGAAAAGUUGUUCGUGUACCUGUGCUUCGUGGAGCGGAACGUGGUAUACCCGGCCGUGGUGGUGGCGGCCACCGCGCAGGACGCGCCGGCCCUCGCCCUCAAGUACGGGGACGCCGUGGGGGCGCUGCUGGUCUGCGUGUGCGCCCUCAAGUGUCUUCGACACGCUUAUUCGGAGCCGGACAGCCAGUACCUGAUAGUGGUGUUCGCGGUUCUGAUCUUCCAGAAGGAUCUCAGCAGCCGGGGCACUUCAGAAACGUUUCUAGUCGAUUAUUUCGUAACGGCCAUUAUAUUCAGCAAGGUCUAUGAAUUUUUACUAAAGGUACAGUUCGUAGUGACGUACAUAGCGCCGUGGCAGAUCACGUGGGGCAGUGCUUUCCACGCCUUCGCCCAGCCCUUCUCGGUGCCGCACUCCGCCAUGCUGUUCCUGCAGGCAGCCCUAUCCGCCCUCAUAUCAUCGCCUCUGACGCCAGCCCUAGGUAGCGCCAUCUUUAUGACGUCAUACGUGCGUCCGAUAAAAUUCUGGGAACGCGACUACAACACCAAGAGAGUCGACCAGAGCAACACCAGGCUCUCGUCGCAACUGGAACGGAACCUGGGGUCUGAUGACAACAAUUUAAAUUCGAUAUUCUACGAGCACCUGACGCGCUCGUUGCAGCACUACCUGUGCGGAGACCUCAUGCUGGGCCGCUGGGGGCAGGUGCAGCAGGGGGACUGCUUUGUUUUAGCAUCAGAUUACCUGAACUGCCUAGUGCAUAUAGUUGAAAUGGGGAAUGGACUAGUGUCCUUCCAACUGAGAGGCUUGGAGUUCAGAGGCACUUACUGCCAGCAGAGGGAAGUGGAGGCGAUAUCAGAGGGACCAGAGGAUAAUAGCGAGGGCGCGUGCGGCGGGCGCUGGUGGGUGUCCCCGGGCGCGGCGUGGGCGCUGCGGUGGCUGGCGUGGCAGCUGGCGGCCGCGCGCUACGUGCUGGAGGGGUACUCCGUGUCCGACAACAGCGCCGUCUCCAUGCUGCAGGUGUUCGACUUCCGGAAGGUGCUGCUCACCUACUACGUCAAGAGCAUCAUUUACUACACGAUACAGUCGAGUAAGCUAGAAGAGUGGCUGGCCUCUCCAACAAUAGCCGAGGCUUUGAAACCAAUAAAUGAGAGAAACUUCGUCGACUUGGAUCCAAUAUUCAAUGUUAACCUGGAUGAGGAUUACGAUUUUCGAGCCUCCGGGAUCACAAAGAGCAAGUUCGUGUCGGUGUACGGCGAAUGGGUGUCGGUGUGUGCGGCGCGGCGGGGCGGGGCGGGGGGCAGGCGGCGCGGCGCGCGGGACGGCUCGCUGGUGGCGCUGUGCUUCGCGCUCAGCCUGCUCGGCCGACGGGCGCUCGCCGCUGCACAGCACCUCUCCGCCUCCAGCGUGGAGUUCUUCCUGUACGGGCUGCACUCGCUGUUCAAGGGCGACUUCCGCAUCACGUGCGCGCGCGACGAGUGGGUGUUCACCGACAUGGCGCUGCUGCACGCGGUGCUGGCGCCCGCCGUGCGCAUGGCGCUCAAGCUGCACCAGGAUCACUUCAUGUUCCCGGAGGAGUACAGCAGCAGCUCGGCUCUGUACGCGGCCAUCUCCGCGCACUCGCAGCGCCUCGUCAUCUGCCACGAGGCGGCGCCCGCCUGGCGCUACAACGUGCUGCGGGGCGCGCCGCACCUCCUGGCGCUCAGACACGUGAUGGACGAGGGCAUCGACGACUACAAAAUAAUAAUGCUGAACAAACGGCACCUCGGCUUCCGGGUCAUCAAGCUGAACCGGGAGUGCGUCCGCGGGCUGUGGGCCGGCCAGCAGCAGGAGCUGGUCUACCUGCGGAACCGGAACCCGGAGAGGGGCUCCAUACAGAACGCCAAGCAGGCCCUGAGGAACAUAAUCAACUCGUCGUGCGACCAGCCCAUAGGGUACCCCAUCUACGUGUCGCCGCUCACCACCUCGUACGCGGACACGUCGCCGCCCGUGCGCCGCCUGCUGGGCGCCGCCGUGUCCGCGCGCGGCAUCCGGCGCCGGCUCGCGCAGCUGUGGCGGCGCGUGCGGCGCCGCUGCGGCGAGGGCUGCUCCAGCGGCGCUGCGUGCGAGGCGGGCGCGGGGGGGGAGCCGCGCACGCCAGCCCCGCCCCCCGCGCGCACCUCACUUGCCGGCACGCGAGGCAGCCUGGCCAGCGCCGGCAAGCCCGCGUCCACGCUGGCGUCGCUGGCGGGGCUGCUGCGGGAGCACUCGCACGAGCGCGCGCUGGAGGAGGCCGCAGUUUAUACGGAAACGGUCGAGAGCCGGCGCCGCAGCGAAGAUCGGUCUUCAGCCGGGCGGAGAGAGAAGGCGCCGCGACCCCGGGCGCACCCGCACCAGAGUGACGGCAGGAGGAUGCGACGUGAGCGAGCUCUGCCGGCUUCCUUCCGCCUGCUAGCAGCCGAUGCUGCUCACUCGCACGCGCACGACCUGCCGAGCACCGGGGGCAGCAACUGGGAGUGCGGCCCGCGCGAACAGCCCCGGAGAGCCGCCAGUGUCAAGGUCACGUGCGGCGAGGACGAGUCCUCCCUGGAGGACGUGGCGGCCGGCCUGGACCUGUCCCUCUCGCUGCCCGACUGCAAGAUCAUAGCCAACAGGAAUGCCAGAUUUUUCAUAAACGAAGGCACAUCGAAGGACCUCUCGAAGAUAACCAGAGAGAUCCGCCACGAGAGGGAGAGCCACCGCGGGCUCGCCGGCCGCUACACGGAGCGCCCCGACGCGCCGCCCGCCGACCGGGACGCCGCACUCAAGAAGGACAGCAAAAAGGAACCGAAAAACAAGGAGAUAAAGACUAAAAUCAAACGUUCCGAAUCUGGCAGGAGCUCUGGGCGCUCCUCGGUGAGCGUGGGCAGCAAGGUGCUGAUCGUGGAGCCGCUGGGCGUGUACGACUGCAUCAACCUGGGCCGCCGCAUCGACGUGCACUGGCCCUGCGACCUGCAGCGCCUGCGCGGGGGGCGCAGCGCCUGGGGCGCCUGGGUGCCCGCGCCCGGCAUGGACGGACUGGUGGUGCACAAGUGGACGCCGAACCACAGAGACCCGAAGCUGAGGUCGCACGUCGAUAAAACGAUCCUCCUCGUGCAAAUCGACGACAAGUACGUCCCGAUAGCCGAGAACUGCGUCCACGACCUCGGCGAUGAAGUGUGAACUUUAAACGUGUAUACGUAAAGUUGAAAAUCGAAUAAUUGUCGAGGCCCCGAGGUACGAUUGAAAUGUAGACUUUUUUAAGCGGACUAAAUAAUUGACGUAGCAUUGGAAUUUGAACUUUAAAACCUUGAGGGUACAGUGUGAAAUAGAUAGGACUGAAUUUUGUGACGGGGAUAACGUUUAACUUCGAAGUAAAUAAAUAUAAAUAUAUAGACAUUUGUCACAAAUUCAUGCUAUUAUAGAUUUUGGAAUUUGUCGAGUCACAAAAAAUGUUUCAACGUUUUCAAUAGCCAAUAAAUUAAUUGGACAUAUAGUUUCACAGGACGUUCACUUUUGAUCCUAUUUAAUAUAUAUAAUGUUUUAUAAGUGAAAUCAAAAACAAUUAACAGAAAGAAAAAAUAACUUAAGACCGGAUAAUGCUCAGAACCAAUCAACAUCUCUGGACCUGGUUCUAUUGUCUGUGAUUUUAAAAUGUGUAUCCUGACUUCUCGUAUCUAUCUUAUGAAGAAAAUAAAUUUGGCUUAUGAAUAAACAGUCUGAUGUGUGUGUCUGAAAAGUAAAAUGCAACCAUAAAGCCAUCGAUGUAGAGAUUGAUUUUCUAUGUCAAUGAUAUUGUAAAUAUUAUGUGUUUGAUUGACCAUUCUGUUAUGUGUAAUUGAAACCCUGUCCUCAAUCAUGAUACAUCAGCAUUCAUAUCUUUGUGUAAAUGUUAUAAUUUAAAAAUAAUUGAUAAAUUGGAUUGAGCAUCGCACCGACGCCUCGGUCCUAAAGGAACUUAAUAUCUCUCAAAGGUUAUCGUCAACAAUACAGUCUAGGAUUCUUAGAUAUUUUUACACUUAUCGCGACGGCCAACAAAGCCUAUCGAGAAACUUGUUGUUUAGAGUAGGAUCAAUGGUAAAAGAUCUCGUGGACGAAACCCUGGACUGAUGAGAUGAAAAUCCUUACCAAAAGCUCACAUAAGGAGUGGAUGCGCCAAGCCUCAGUUCACAAACUCUGGAGAAGCUUUCGGUAGGCAGCGGCUUGGGUCUGCCCUGGCAUUGCUGAAGUCCAUGAGCGACGGUAACCACUCAUCAUAAGGUGGGCCGUAAGCUCGUCUGCCUACAAGGGCAAUAAAAAAAAUAAAAAUAAAAAGCUGUCAAGUCUUUAAUAAGCAAGGAUUCCACAUGACCACUCUGACAGCUCUGCCAAGUAACCGACUAUGAUGAUGAUGACAUAAAACCGCACUUACAGUUGAAUUUGGUUAAUCUUUAAACAACAACCGUAACAGCCGAUUAUGGUCCAAAUCUUUAGGUUAAUAAAACUGGAUGUGUAACUGUGUGGACGUAUUGUUUUCGUCUCUUUCUCUCUUCUAAAUAUGAACGUAGCUAAAAUGUUAUGAAAUGGUCUUGCCAAUUUUUUUAUGUAUUUUUAAAUAGUUCCGAGUGUGACCUUAAUGAAAAUAAUUUAGUUAAUUAGGUUUUAUGGUUAUUUUUAAUGCGUCGAGGGAUGAGCCAGCUCGCGUGUCAUCUCGAGACGUGAGACGUUUACGACUCCGUAGUGUCCCAUUAGGACUAGGACUAGGACGACUGACCCAAAUAAAAGUGGAAGACGCGACUGAUCCGUGGCAGAAAUGGUAAUUUUGGUGCCUACCCGCACGGGCUCACAAUACCUUGGAUCCUUAUCAUUGAAGAAUAAACGAGGGUACAAUAAAAAGAAUGAUCCAAUUGGUUUGUUCAUUUCUAUUGGUACUGACAGCUAUACAGACCGCGUUCGUUGAAGGCGCUCGGGUAGUUGUUAGCAAAUUCCACCCGUCCUGACUGAGCCCUUGCUCGCCCACCUAUCCUGGUGAAGCUGGACAGAUCUCCGGGCCAUCAGUAAUCCCUCGAUCAAAAAAAAAAAAGACCGGCGUCAUUGUUCGAGAUGACCUUGCCGUGACCUUCGGCACCAUAUUGCAUCAUCUCGACUGAACUCCGAGCUCAUUUCGGGCUGCGUCCUUAUCAACACAUGCCAAUGACGGAUGGGAGCCACUAUAGACAAGUGGGCCGUACGCACGUUUACCUUCAGUGAUAACAGAAAAAAAAAUUGGUCGAAGAUUAUUCAUGAGACAGCGUCACCAUAUACACUUACGAUUCAGUAGGUCGUCAGCCAAUCGAUUUAGAUAACUUUGAUUUUCGUCACGAUACAAGCGAAGGUCAUAUAUUAUCCUGUCUAGUGUCUAUUUAUUCUUAAGUAAUUACUUUAUAUGUAUGUAAGUGUCGGUAACUGUAAAUAAAACAAGCAAUUGUAAAUAUAAAUGUAAAAAAAAACAAAAACAAACAUAAAUUAUGUACGUUUAUCUCUUUAAUAUAUUAAAUUUAUAAUUAUUUAAGAUAUGAGUAGAGUAAUAUUUCUAUUUUGUUAUUACAUUUUUAUUUCUUUCUUUUUUUUUAUAAGUAAAAUUAAAAUAAAAUUCGCACCCAAAUAUUCUAAGUCUACAAUUACACCAAAUAUGUAUGUUUAUUAAGAAUAUAUUUAUGAAAACUUAUUGAAUUAUGAAGGAAGACUCAUUAGAAUAAUACACAACAAGUUAAACCUUUACUGGUUUUACUGGUGGUAGGACCUCUUGUGAGUCCGCACGGGUAGGUACCACCGCCCUGCUUAUUUCUGCCGUGAAGCAGUAAUGCGUUUCGGUUUGAAGGGCGGGGUAGCCGUUGUAACUAUACUGAGACCUUAGAACUUAUAUCUCAAGGUGGGUGGCGCAUUUACGUUGUAGAUGUCUAUGGGCUCCAGUAACCACUUAACACCAGGUGGGCUGUGAGCUCGCCCACCCAUCUAAGCAAUAAAAAAUAAAUAAAUAAAACAUAUGUUUUAAAGUUAAAUGAAAUUAUUAUUUUUCAAAUCGAACAGCUAUUUAUAUUUUGUGAGCUUAGGAUAGUAUUUGAAACAAAAAUUGGAAACCUUGGCAAGAUAAUUUUCUUUUCCAAGUAAAUUGUAUCGAAUUUGCAAUUUCUGCAUUCUUUACUUAUUUUACCAAGUCAUAUUUCAAUACUUUAUAUUAUGUUGUUUCUAUAUUUAAUCAUACAAGUAAAAUAAAUUUUAUUUGUUUAAAAAUACACAAAUUUUCCCAUUUGUUUCAACAUUUACCAAAUAAUACUUAUUCCCUAUUUCAAAUAUAUAUAUAUAUUAUUUUAAUUUUUUUAUUCCUUAGAUGGGUGGACGAGCUCACAGCCCACCUGGUGUUAAGUGGUUACUGGAGCCCAUAGACAUCUACAACGUAAAUGCGCCACCCACCUUGAGAUAUAAGUUCUAAGAUCUCAGUAUAGUUACAAUAGUUGUACAAUAAUAAUUGACCUGUCACACUGUUGAACACAUACUAAAUAAAAAGUACAUAAAUUGUGUAUUAUUCUAUAAAGUGCUUAUCACAGAUUAGCUGUAUAUAUUCGUUGUUGUCUAGAUACUAUAUAAGUCGUUGACCUGUCACACUGUUGAACACAUACUAAAUAAAAAGUACAUAAAUUGUGUAUUAUUCUAUAAAGUGCUUAUCACAGAUUAGCUGUAUAUAUUCGUUGUUGUCUAGAUACUAUAUAAGUCGAGAUGCAAUUUAUAUAAACAUCUGUAAUGUUCGUUUUAUAACAAAAUAAUAAUAAAAAGCUAAUAAUGGCGCGUUGUGGUUUACGAAUUUAAAUUGAUAUAUUUAAAAUAUUCUUGUUUACAUAGGAAAGAUAUUGGUUUUACAAAACUUUGAAUAGAUUUAUUAUUGUGGUGUUUAAAGAGAUCAUUUGUUGUUGAUGUAAAUGUGUUUACUAUUGGAAAAUAUAGAGGAGUUAAAAUGUAUAUAUUAUGUGUAUAUAUAUUUUGUUUUGAAGUGUGAGUAAGCCGCAUAACAUAGUGACAAAUGUGUGAAGUAAAGUCCAAAUGUGGUGGUAAAAAGCUUGGUUAAUAAUCAUAAUAAAUUAUAGUAAACAUAUUUAUAAAUAAUUGUGUUUUAAAAAAAUAUGUCUUAUGUACAUAAAAUAAAGUUCUUAUUAAUUUAUCACGGAUCCAUUGAUACAGUCCUCUCAAAUAUUCUCAAGUUGCCUUUAUAUUUUAGACUGAUUUUUUUCUAUAAUUAAGAUCAACAGAAAAUGCCUUCGAACUUAUUCAACAAUUUAAAACUUUAAAGCUAAAAUUUACUCGGUCAUUUUAGCUUAUUAAGAUUCAAAAUGUUCAUCAAGUAUCAAGAUCUCCUUUGCACCUUGCACCGGCAAUGAUAGUUGUUAGGUCUACUCUAAUUUGACUGUCAAUUUGUUCUUAACAAACUCAUAUCGGGUAAAAUUAUGAUUCGCUUAAAACGUGACAGAAAAAUAAUGCACUGAAUGAUUUUAUGCAUAUAAGACCGCAUUGUAAAGCAAAGUUAGGUGUACUGACCUAGCGAGGUCAUUGGAUAUUUGUAAUUCAUCGCGUGCAUUAAAAAAAACUAUUUGUUUAAUAUUAUUCAUCGAUUGUGAUUUUUAUGGUUCUACUGGAAGGAUUUACCAACACAUACAUAUCCUUUAAAUACAUCUUACAAUCUUCUCUUUCUUAAACCCUGUACCGUCAUCUUCUACCUGACUGUGUGUUAUUUUUUGCUUUCGAUGUAUGAUUCCAAUAGUUAUGUAAAGUUGCUAUCUUUUAGAUCGUGAGCUUUUUUUUGAUCUGGCAACGUCAUAUGUACCUACCUACCUUUAACUUUAUUAGAAUGAGUUCUUAAUAUAUUAAAAAAAUAUAUGUUUAAGGUAAAUCAGUGUACUUAUUUAAUGUUCUUUAUUAGAAAGAUCACGAUUGUUGAAUGUUGAUAAUGUCUGACUAGUUGUUUGUUAGGAUUGGAAUUAAAAACCUUGCUCGCGGCCUUAUUCGGUCGGAACCUUUUUGACAGCAUCAAAGUAAUUAAAACCUUUGAUAAAAAAUUCAAGAAUGUAUCGAAAAAAGUUCUAAUAUAUAUAAUUUUUUUAAUUUGUACUAUUGUCUAUAGGAACAGCAGUAUAUAUGAAUAGAUUAAAAAAAAUGAAUGUAGAAACUCACAAUCCGUCCACAGACUUGUGAUUUGUGCAUAAUUUUUUUUUGUGUGUUUAACGAAAUUUCAACAAUCGUGCAUCGAUACCUACCUAGUUCGGUUACAAGAAUGUAUCGUCAUAAGACGCAAAUAAAAUGGUACAUGCAAUCGA
Molecule: messenger RNA, 13822 nt
Organism: Bombyx mori (domestic silkworm)
Lineage: Eukaryota; Metazoa; Arthropoda; Insecta; Lepidoptera; Bombycidae
Gene: pcx
Product: pecanex-like protein 1
Exons: 26
Coding region: 369-8681 (2770 amino acids)
Biological process (GO): endoplasmic reticulum organization
Cellular component (GO): membrane; endoplasmic reticulum
Source: RefSeq, a predicted model, not a curated record